AUGCGCAUCCCCUCCUCCUCCAGGCGCGUCACGGCGGGGGUCAUCAGGGACCGCAACACACCUGAGGUUAUCCAAGAACCUCCUGCUCCAGAAACCCCAAACCUCCAGAACUUUCACAGUCCUUCAGAAACUGUCAGUCCACCAGAGAAAACCGUCCCACCAGAGACAGGGGACGUCAGCUCCGAUGCCGCUCACUUUAUGGUUUCAACGAUGAUCCGAAAGCUCUUGGACAAAUACCCCGUGUCCCUGGACAUUAGGGAACAAGGAAAAGUUAUUUUGCGACUGCGUGAGGUGGAGCGAAGAGUCUCCAUGCCCCAAGGAACAGACCUGAAGACCAAAGACCUCAAAACUAAAGCUAAAGAGGUGGCUAAAAGUCUCCGGGAAGAGCUGGGACACAUCUCCUCUGCCCUUCCCCAGAGCAACUGGUUUGUGGAGGCAGCUGUGAGAAAUCUGAACAUCCAGCUCCAAGACUUCGACGAGGACCGAGGCCGACGACCAGGACGCUAA
Molecule: messenger RNA, 507 nt
Organism: Knipowitschia caucasica
Lineage: Eukaryota; Metazoa; Chordata; Actinopteri; Gobiiformes; Gobiidae
Source: the annotation of a GenBank genome assembly